AAUCCGUUCCAAAAAGCUGUUCGAGUGAUUCCUCGAAACGGCUCUUGUACAAGCUGCUUGCAUCGAUUGCAGCACCAACUGAAGAGUGUGGAAAGCACGAAAAAAAGAGCGUUGGAAAAAAAUAAAACGCGUCACGGUGAAGAUGCGAAUGCAACGUGAUGCAUAAUGUGCUUAUAUACUUGAAUGUGUCACGUAUUUUUUUUUGAGUGUAUUUGAGAAGUGCCACCUAGUGUCACCGCAUUUUUAUUACAUGUGCACUUUAAAAUUGAUUUCUCCCUGAAAAAUUGACAAAAUUUUAUAGUUCUGGUUGAGCCAGUUACGAUUCGAAUUAGUGAACUCCACCCGCAGCUGUCGAAGGCUGCUUGCUCUUGGCUACAGCUUCAGAAAAAUCGAACGUUCAUUCCGUGCCAAACUCUGAAUAGUGUGAUCGAAUGAUUUCAAGUGGUGCCAAUUAACGACUCUACACGAGGAAGUGAAACAAAUUUGUAAUUACCAGGAAGUUUGUCCAACCUUUGAAUAGUGUGAGAAAACAACACAUCGUGAGCUAAUUUUGAACAGUGCAUUUCUCUUCCCUUUCCCAAGGAAGCAACGAAGAAGCUCGUGACCUGUCAAUCCAGUAGAUCGGUUUCCUGUCGAAAAACCCCCGAUAACCAAAUCCAUCUGUUCACUCUCCCGUUCGCUAUAGCUCUCGGUUUCAACCGGAAAAAGGCUCCCGUUUCGUCCAGAUUGUGAUCGUACCAUCCCAAAAAGAGAGUGAGUCGUAUCGUCACCAGCUCGCGUAGCUCAUUGCACAGAGUACAUCCGAUCUUACAUACAUAUAGUCCCAGAGGACGACGUUUCCCAGCAUUAGAAGAUAGAGAAGGAGAGUGUUUGCACCGUUUCCAACUUAAGUGAAGAAAAAUAGGCUCACCAGCUACAACGAAAACGAGGAGGACAGCAACGGGCAGCAAGAGAGAACCCCCGCUUUGAUGCAUAUUAUUGCAAACACACGCCGCAACGAUGUUGGGCUAUCUUGCUUCAUCAUUGUUAGUUAUAAGCACCAUCUACUCGAUCGAUCCCAGUAGCGCCGGUCCGCUGGAUGCCUUGAGCUGGGCCCGGAUGGACAACAUCAAUCUACCAUGGUUGCCAUAUGAAAACAUGACCCGUUGCUACGGUGAGCUGGGCUGUCUGAACAUCACCAAAGAAUGGUACCAUCUGAUCUUCCGACCGUUCAACGUAUUCCCACUGCCCCGGAGUGUGAUCAACACCCGGUUCAUCCUGUACACGGAGAAGAACCCGACCGACGGCCAGUUGCUCCAGGCCGAAACGAAGGAAACCAUCAUGAAGAGCAACUUCCGCUCGGAUUGGGAUACCAAGUUCAUCAUCCAUGGGUUCAUCGAUACCCCACUGUCCAACUGGGUAUCGGAGAUGCGGGAUGAGCUGAUCACUCGCGGUGGGCUCAACGUGAUCGUGGUGGAUUGGGCCGGUGGAUCAUUGCCUCUCUACACGCAGGCUACGGCCAACACUAGACUGGUAGGAUUAGAGAUAGCUUAUCUGAUCAAGAAAUUGACGGAAUACAAAGGACUUAGGGCGGAGGACGUUCAUCUAAUAGGGCACUCGUUAGGGGCACACACCGCUGGGUACGCUGCGGAGAGGACUCCGGGUUUGGGUAGAAUUACAGGGUUAGAUCCAGCUGAACCGUACUUCCAGGGGAUGGACCCUAUUGUAAGACUGGACCCGUCGGAUGCCUCUCUGGUAGACGUGAUCCACACCGAUGGACGAAGUGUGUUCCGGUUGGAGAUACCCGGAUAUGGCAUGUCCCACGCUUGCGGGCAUUUGGACUUCUAUCCAAAUAAUGGCAAAGAACAGCCGGGUUGUGCCCUCUCGCAGGAAGGAGCUGCCACCAUUCCUCUGACGCUGAUCAAAGACGGAAUCGAGGAAGCGUCCCGGGUUCUACUAGCUUGUAACCAUAUAAGAGCCAUUAAGUUAUUUAUCGAUAGUAUUAACGGAAAGUGUCCGUAUGUAGCCCAUCGCUGCCCCUCCUAUCAGCAUUUCCUGAGCGGGAACUGUUUCAAAUGCACUUCCGGAAACUGUGCUCUAAUGGGUUAUCACGCGUCGCUUCCAAUCACAACCACCAGACAGAAUAUUUCUGAAAACGAUAUCGCGGUCGGCUCAUCGAUUCCGGUAGCGCCCCAACCGGGCAAGUACUUCCUAGCGACUGGAAGGGAUUUCCCAUUCUGUCAACGCCACUACCGGUUCACAAUCGAGCUUGCCAAGCCAAAAACAGCGGAGCCAUGGGUCCAGGGCCACCUAACGGCUGGGAUCUUCUCGGAGCGGGGUGCAAUCCGAAGUCUGGACCUCACCCCAAAGGGCACGGCACGGUUUGAGCAUGGCACAGUCUACCAGGUUGUGGUUACCAAUCCACACGAUCUGGGCGAUCGAAUCCGUAAGGUGGAACUGGCCUGGACGCACGACAUGAACGUGCUGGAGCCUACGACACUGUGCCUGUUCUGGUGCAACAACCAUCUCUACGUAAAAUCGAUCCAAGUGGAAACCAUGCAGAUGCCAUCGCGAGAGAAGCGCAACACCGAAUACUCGAACAAGCUGUGCGCCCCGAAGCGCGAUUUUGCCGACAUUGCCAACCGCGGAACGUACUCGUUCUACGACAACUGUAAGCGAUGAAAUGGUUUGGCCAUACAUACCGAAUGCCGCGCAAGGCUCCGCCCCGACCCUCCGGAUCCUAUUCUGAAAUACUCUCGUAAAAUUAUGAGCUUUAGCUAGAAGAUGAGACGAAGCCUAAUCAAGUUUGGAAUGGCACCGAUAGAUUAUUUGUUGAUUUGUUUCUGUUACAGCAUUGAACCUUUCGCGAGUAAGGUUACCCAAAAUUCUCUUUUUUAGUCCAAUAAGCGAGGCCCAGUUAGUGAUAGACUCAUUCAGCUAGGUUCGCACAAAAUGCCAAGAUUACGGUGAUCUGUUGACGUCUAACUAUGGUUUCGUAUGAUAUAGGAGGGAAAAAGUUUCAUAUGUGAUUUAGUGCGUUUAUUACCUAUCUCCUCCGAACCGAAUGGGUGUAAAAUUGAAUGUUUGAGAAAAACCCGUUAUUAGUUUUGAUUGAAGCUGAAUGAGUAAGGAUUGUUGAGAGAGAGAAAAGUCAUUUAUUUUUGCCUAGUUAAGAAACGAAUACAAGUACCAUAAACCACGUGUUCCCUACAAGUAUAUUCAAUUGUACAAAUUUCUCUUUAGUUCAAGCAAGACGUGACCGUUUCCUGCGUGCUUUUAUUAUACUUUGUAAACAUAUGGUUGAUUAUUUAGACGUUGUAAGAAUAUUUCUAUGAAAUUUAUUUAUCCUAUUGACUCAAAUCUUGAAAAAUUUACCUGUUGUCAUGGUUAAAUUUUCAAUUUUAACUUCUGAAUCUGUUCUGUUUUUGUUGUUGAGAUAAAGAAAUGCCAAAGCUUUUAACACCACCGUUAGAAGUUGAUUUCU
This is a messenger RNA of Aedes aegypti (yellow fever mosquito), 3463 nucleotides long. Its product is annotated as pancreatic triacylglycerol lipase. Gene Ontology annotation, molecular function: triacylglycerol lipase activity. Gene Ontology annotation, biological process: lipid metabolic process. Bases 1000 to 2661 code for a protein of 553 amino acids. The record is from RefSeq and is a predicted model, not a curated record. Lineage: Eukaryota; Metazoa; Arthropoda; Insecta; Diptera; Culicidae. The transcript is spliced from 8 exons.